GGCCCGUGUGGGUGUCUCCGCCCCGCCCGCCGCCCCCAGCCCCGGCCCAUCCCUGUGUCUGCCUCUCGCGUGUCCUCUAGCAUUGUUAUUUCUCGGUCUUUGCUCCGCUGCCGAUGUUUGGGGGAGAUGACCUCUCGCCGUCCGUGGUCCUCCACGCCCAGUCCUCCGGGAGGCCCAGAAUUCCGGGACCCCCAGCCCCCGCCGCAUAUUCUUGGGAACCAGGUCUUCCCCAGCAGAAUCUAGGAGAUGGUACCGUUCGCUUGGGCCCCUCGUCCCCCUCCUCCCCGACUGGGUUUCGUUGGAAGGAAUUAUGCAAAUCCUGCUUUCUGGUGUCCAUUCAGCGGCAAUUUCAUGCGGGUUUGAAAGUAUUCUUGAGGGGCUCUUUGGAACUUCGUUAUUAAAAGAUCUCAGUUUAUUUAAAGAGUGUGAUCCUGAAAGCAUUUCUGAUUGGACUUUCGAUGAAAAUUGUCUAUUCUGUUGCUUGAGAAGAGAUAAAGUAAAGGGACACUUAGUUGGUCUGGAUGAACCAGUUUCGGGAGCUGGUCAAGAAGCUCUGCUUAAACAAGAGCAAGCAAAAAUCAUCCGAUUCGAGAGACAAGCAGAAGAGUUCCUCAAUGCAGUCUUUUAUAGAAAAGAAAGUCCCUGGGUCUCCGACCCCAAUAUUCCCCUAGUGGCCCGUGAGAUCAUGCAGCGAAUGAUCCAACAAUUUGCUGCUGAAUAUACCUCAAAAAAUAGCUCUACUCAGGACCCCAGCCAGCCCAAUAGCACAAAGAACCAAAGCCUGCCGAAAGCAUCUCCAGUCACCACCUCUCCCACGGCUGCAACUACUCAGAACCCUGUGCUCAGCAAACUUCUCAUGGCUGACCAAGACUCACCUCUGGACCUUACUGUCAGAAAGUCUCAGUCAGAACCUAGCGAACAAGACGGUGUACUUGAUCUAUCCACUAAAAAAAGUCCGUGUGCUGGGAGCACUUCCCUGAGCCAUUCUGCUGGCUGCUCCACUACUCAAGGGAACGGUGAGAACUCAACAGAGACAAUAGCAGUAAAUUCUAACCAUCAGUCGAAGUCCCCACUGGAGAACUUUAUGGUCAAGCUGUGCACUCAUCAUCAGAAGCAAUUAAUUCGUGUUCUGAACGACUUGUACGCUGAAUCUCAGCCAGGCGCCGAAGACCUGCAGCCCUCCGACUCAGCAACAAUGGAUGCGUCCAUGUGCAGUGCUGCCUGUGCCCAGCUAAGCACCAUACAAAAAGAUGCCGUAUGUGUUGAAACGAAGUCCUUUGCUUCUAUAGAUUCUUCUGUAGACUCAUCAGGCUCUCACAGCCCUCUCCUCUUGAAAGAACAGCCCCUGAAGGAGCCCUCUCCUCCUGGGACAAGCCCUGUAGAUGGAAGAAAGAAUACCUUGACUCUUGUCCAGACAGAUGCCUCUGAACUUGCAACCACUAAACCCAGCUCUGGCAGUUCAAUGGCGAGUUCCACGUCAGGUUACCUCACUGCAUGUACUUCUUCCUCAUUAAACUCCCUCCAUAUCUCCAAAAGCUCGGAAGGACAAACCACUGGACAGGAGCAAGACUCAAAUGUGAAAAUAUGCAGCGAUGGCCAAGACCAUAUGCAGAGUUCAGCUUUAGUAAAAAGUUUAAAUGCAGUAAAAGUGGCAGCUGAGCAUAGUGAGGAGGGCAAUAGCAAUGUUGUUUCUCAAAGAAAUUCAUGCAAAGCCUUAUCUGAAGAGGCUUGGGACUCAGGUUUGAUGGGGAAUUCUCCUGGAACUGCUGACAAAGAGAAUGCUUUACAGUGUAGCUCAAAAACACCUUCACACCAGGACUCAGAAGCAGAUGAACAUGAUGAAAGGCCAAAGCAAGAGAACCAUCUUCACUCACUAGGAAGGAAUAAGAUUAGUUACCAUUUACAUCCCAGUGAGAAGGGCCAGUUUGACCAUUCCAAAGAUGGUUGGUUAAGCCCCAUGCCAGCUGGGCACAGAGCAUCUAAUGGGCAUUCUCGAGCCAAGAUGAUGUCAGCCUCCAUCAAGACAGCUCGGAAAAGUAAAAGGGCAUCAGGGUUGAGAAUCAAUGAUUAUGAUAAUCAGUGUGAUGUUGUAUAUAUCAGUCAGCCAAUAACAGAAUGCCACUUUGAGAAUCAGAGGUCGGUACUGUCUUCCCGGAAGACGGCCAGGAAGAGUACUCGAGGAUAUUUUUUCAAUGGUGACUGUUGUGAGCUGCCAACUGUUCGCACACUGGCCAGAAAUGUACACUCCCAGGAAAAAGCAAGCUGCUCACGGCUGGCAUCUGAGGCGGUGGUUAUUCCUGCACAGAUCCUUACAACUUCACCCUUUAGACACACAGUAGACAUCCAGCUUCCCAGAGAAGACAGCCCUGAAGAAGCUGGUCAGGAGAUAACCUCCCAGCUGGAGGAAGGAGGCCAGGCUGCUGCAUCUGAAAAGGAGUCUCAAGAGCCAGAGGUUGGCCUGAUAAACAAAGCAGAUCCAAGCUGCUCCCUUGAGUCACAAGAGACCCCAGCUGCCAGCCUGUUGUGUCCUCUCCCUGUUCACCCUGCUGAAGAGGACAGACCAGAAAGCAGCCCCGUGGCUUCAGCUCCCACAGCAAGUAGAGUGUCUUCCCCUAAAGGACACCAACAGCCAGACCCAGUGCUUGAUGUAGAGACGAGUGCAUCGCAAGACUGCCCCUUGAUUCCCAGUACUGACAUCACUGAUAUUUGGAGGGAAGAUAUUUCUAGGCCUCCAUCCCCUGAAGUGGUCAGUGGAGAAGAAAGUCUCCUCAUCUCAGAAAAUCAAAGUGUGCCAGUAGUCUUGGAGCCUACCACAAGUCUGGGGAAGGCCAAGGAUGACCAAAGCAUCAGUCUUGAGGCCAUGAUGGAAGACACUCAGGCAUUGGAUGCCACCCCGUCCCUGAGGGAAGGCAGCAUUUCUGCUAGUGAAGACCUCAGCAGUGAGAUUGAGGACUGUGAGACAACAGGUGGUAAAGAACCAUUAAAGGCAGAGGACAGUGAUGCAAAAUCAUCUUCAGAAAAAGAUACAGGCGAUCUAACCAUUGACUUACCUGAAGAGAAUUUGGGCAAGAAGAAAAAAAAUAAAAAAUUCCCCAAAGCCUCUGACAGGUGCUUAAGGAGCCAGCUUUCUGAUUCUUCCUCUGCUGAAAGGCGCCUCAGAAAUCAGAGUUUAGAUUCUUCUCAUUGUCCUGAGGUCAAGGCUUCUAAAAUUCCUAGUGCAAAACAUGCUAAAAAGGAAGGUCAUGCAGGCAGGACAACACCUGAGGGUGCUCCUGCUGACCAUUCUCAUUCAGCAGCUAGGGAGGACAUUGAAAACUCACUUGCCAGUGAAUGCCCCGCUGAGAGAGGUGCUGAGCAGCAGGAGGGCAAAGGCAGUGGGGUCAUCACCAGACAGACUUUUAAAAACAUGCUGGCAAAAGACACCAACGGAAAAGAAGGAGAGAUUAUGUCCAGCAGGGAUCCCAUAGCCACCACAAGCCAGCCACUGCCUGGAGAGAGACUGGAAAUCUACGUUGAAUCUAAGACAGGGGAAAGGAAUGCUCAUGUUCCCUCUUCAAAUAUUCCUUCUGAGAGGGGCCUGGAAAAGUCAGAGAAGCUAGAACCUACUUGCGCCCAGGACAUGGAGGAGACUAUGAAUGAAGCAGACAGUGAAAACGCCCCAAUUAAAGGUGAUAACAGUGACGCCCUUUCCAGCGCACCUGGUUCAUCCAGUAGUUUAGAUGGUGAUGCUGCUGAGCCACCGAAAUUGGUAGCACGGCCUAAAAGACAGACCUGUUCAACCUACAACCUGAGACACACCCAUUCUCUGAACUCUUGGGAUACUAUGAAAAUGACUUCAGAACAAGAAGCUGCACGAAUAAACCCAAUGCCAAAGGAGAAUGAAGCCACCGAGAAUGGAAAUGCCUCAGAUGAAGAUGACACAGAGACAGUGGUGGAUGACCAGCCCAAGUUUAUGGAGUGGUGUGCUGAGGAGGAAAACCAAGAACUUAUCGCCAACUUCAAUGCCCAGUACAUGAAAGUUCAGAAGGGCUGGAUCCAGUUGGAGAAAGAAGUCCAGGCAACACCAAGAGCAAGGAACAGGUCAGACAAACUAAAGGAGAUUUGGAAGAGCAAGAAAAGAUCACGGAAAUGUAAGGGUUCACUGGAGGUUCAGAAGCUUUCUCCCGUUCAGACGCUGUUUAUGACAAACUUUAAAUUAUCUAACAUUUGUAAAUGGUUCUUAGAGACAACAGAAACCCGCUCACUGGUCAUCGUGAAGAAACUCAAUACUCGACUUCCAGGAGAUGUGCCGCCCGUCAAGCAUCCCCUUCAGAAAUACCCUCCUUCCAGCCAGUAUCCUAGCUCCCUGCAAGCUGAACGCUUGAAAAAACACUUAAAGAAAUUUCCUGGAGCUACUCCUGCUCGGAACAAUUGGAAAACACAGAAGCUCUGGGCCAAACUUCGAGAGAAUCCUGACCAAGUGGAUCCAGAGGACAGCAGUGAUGCCAACCUCAACCCUCAUUCUGAAGAUGGCCCAGAAGAUGUCAAGGAAGAAAGGAACAGCCAUGCUCCAGCAAACCCGCCUACUCCCAUUAGUACCCGGAUCCUUCGAAAAUAUUCCAAUAUUCGAGGAAAACUGAGAGCCCAGCAACGGUUGGUCAGAAAUGAGAAAAUUGAAAGCCCAUUCGGUCCAGCUGUGGAAAGCAAGCAGAGUCGCAAGAGUGUUUGCAUUAACCCGCUGAUGUCCCCCAAGCUUGCCCUGCAAGUGGAUGCAGAUGGGUUUCCCAUGAAGCCCAAGAGCACCGAAGGAAUGAAGGGAAGGAAAGGGAAGCAGGGGUCUGAAAUCUUGCUUAACGCGGAAGCUCGGAAUAAACGUAAGCGAACAGAAGGCGGCAGCGCUCAGGGCAGCAGAGACAGAGGACCUGGAGUGAGAGCCAUCAGAGAGAAGCAUGUUGAUGGAGCCACCAAAACCCCUCCAACCAGGAAGCCAGCUGCAAGGGACAGAGCCAGCCAAGUGCCCAGAAAGGUGUCUUUGAAAGAGAAUAAAGUGAAGAAUUCUAAAGUAUCCCCUGGAAAGAGCUGCCCCUCCUCCAGGAAAGAAAAAGAGAAUACAAGCAGGAGACCUCCGCUGCCCGCUGCCUCGGAAGCACUGAGCAAACUUGCAAAGCAACGGGGGACAGGUGAGUCCUCCUCCAGGCCCCAGAAAGCUGCAAACAGAAAGCAGAGCAGUGGAAAGCCCCGACCCAGAGCCUCAACAAAAAACCCAGAGACCAGAGCAGCCCAGAGAAAGAGAAAGCUGAAGGCAAAGCUUGACUCUGCUACACACAGCAAACGGAGGCGGCUGGAUGCAAAAUGACCAGAGAGCAGCAGCUGAGAGUAAACUAGUUCUAAAGAAGUAACUUUUUAUUUUGCAUUAACUGAAUCUGCUUUUAUAAGCUUAUCAAGCCUUUCAAGUUACAGUCAGUGGAGAACACUCCCCCCCUUUGAGAUGUCAGAAAAUAUGUCUCAGGUGGAGAAGGGGAACUUGCAGAGUCCUUCUCCGAGACUGAGUAAGGGAAGUUAUAUAUUAUAUUGUGAUCGUUCCUUGGGUUUUAAACUUGGAACCACGCAGUUUUUGUUUUAAAAAGUACAGUGCCUUAUUUAUCCUUUUUGUUUUAGAUUUACAAAAGCUAAAAAGCUGAUCUGUGUGAUCAAAGGCUUGUAUUUUAUAUUUGAUGCACACGCACUUGCACUGUAGCCGAGAAGACCACCAUCCUGCACAUGAAAGGAGCUUUCCAACAGCCGCCCUGCAGCUCUGUCCCCGAGCAGGUGUCCCUCCCCACAGACCCUGGCAGUGAACUUCCCCCUCCGUCCUGCUUGUUUCGAUGGGAUAUUUGAAAGCUAAACCAAAUCAUUAUUAUGUUAUAUGGAAAAUGCAGAGAACUUAGAAUUAUUUUAAAAGGUUAAUGUUUCUCCCUUUGAGGGGAAGAAGAUACUACUCAUUGUUGGUCACUCCUUUCACCUUUAAUCAUGGACUCUUAAAUAAUGUGCUCAUGAGACAAAAACACUGUCAUAGGUGUCGUUUCAGUUUAUGAUCUUUAGAAAUUAGUCACCACCCCACAAUAUGUCACUAUCACUUACCAUCCUCUUCAUAUUUGGCUUUUCAAACUGACUAGCACUCUAACGAAGUUGUCAUUGUACUUUUGGGGGAAAAAAUCUGUUGGCUGUAAUUUGUUUAUAUUGAGAAUGGCCGUAUUGUUUUCUUCCCUGCCAGAGUGCUUCCAUAUUCAGAGAAAUCCAAGAUGUAUGUCCAGUGAUACAAGAGUGGAAGGGUAUUUGUGCACCCAGGCUUUGGGGUUUAUUUGCUUGUGGUUAUCAGCCACGCUUGUCUCCUAAUCCCAGUUUUACAGUGCAGUUCUUUUUCCCCCAUGCAGUACACCAGGCUGAGUAAUGAGCACAAGCCAGGUAGUCUGAAAAUGAUGUCGUGUUUCCAUGGGCAUUGCCAGGACCACUUGACACCAAACUGAGCAAGAGCUAAACACACUGAGUCAGGGAAAGGUGGAGGAAGCAGCUACAGCAUCUUGUAGUGCAUUCACACUUUCACCACUCCCAGAUUCGACCUUCAGCCAGUGCAUUCUGGUAACAAUGCACUUGUAGGGAGUAGGUGGCCAUUUUGCCUGAUCAGUGCUGUGUUAGUAGUUAAAUGCUACAGUGUCACUCCUGUCCACAGUGGGUUGUCUCUGCUCUGGCUCAGAAGUGAGAACUGCAGUCCUUGUAAUCGGCUUCAUUUGCUUUUCCUUAUUGAAGCCUAAGACAGGUGUGUUGGCUUUAACUCAGUGCCUGUGACCCUGCUCCAUUGAAAAGCAGUGUGUGUGACAUUUCCAUUGGGCUAUCCUGCAAAAGAGGUUUGGUAGUCAGAGCUUCAACUGGCUUCUUUCACAUGUUCUGUCACCAAAAUAGGCUUAUGUAGACAGCUGCUGCCCUCUUUUUUAUUUAAGAAAAGUUUCCAUUUAGGGUGUUUCAGAUCUCUUUAGAUAAACUCGGACUUUUUUUUUUUUUCAUGCAAAUCAUGAUAAAACAGGCCUUUUCUUCAUUCUGAUAGAGGUUUAUUGUAUAACAUGGAAACAUCGGAUGAUUGGGUAAAACUGAAGAACAGCAUUUCAUUGUGAGAAAUUGAGAAUUAUGUUGACUUGCAUAGAUAGUGAAGCUUGCAAUUUCCAAUGAAGCCCUCAUCUAA
Messenger RNA from Ochotona princeps (American pika), 7195 nucleotides. It is a transcript of the gene LCOR, whose product is annotated as ligand dependent nuclear receptor corepressor. The transcript is spliced from 7 exons. NCBI's taxonomy places the organism in Eukaryota, Metazoa, Chordata, Mammalia, Lagomorpha, Ochotonidae. Gene Ontology annotation, molecular function: DNA binding. The record is from RefSeq and is a predicted model, not a curated record. Bases 311 to 5335 code for a protein of 1674 amino acids.